CAUCUCGAGAACUCCUGUUUUACUAUUACACUACAGUUCUUCAAGUGCCAGUGCUGGACACUUUGCCAUUUGAACUAGGCCAGUUACCUGCACUCCCUGAGCAUGUUAAAAUAGUAGAAGUUGGACCUAGGGAUGGAUUGCAGAAUGAAAGGGUUAUAGUUCCUACAGAUAUAAAAAUUGAGUUUAUCAAUCAACUAUCCCAAACUGGCUUGUCUGUAAUAGAAGUAACCAGCUUUGUGUCCUCCAAACGGGUGCCACAGAUGUCUGAUCAUGCAGAAGUGAUGAAAGGCAUCCAUCAGUAUCCUGGCAUUCGAUACCCCGUUCUUACUCCGAAUCUUCAGGGUUUUCACCAUGCUGUUGCUGCUGGAGCCACUGAGAUAUCAGUGUUUGGUGCUGCAUCUGAAUCCUUUAGCAAGAUGAAUAUUAACUGCUCUAUUGAAGAAAGCAUGAGAAAAUUUGAAGAGGUCAUUAAGUCUGCAAGCCAAAUGAAUAUUCCAGCACGCGGGUAUGUGUCUUGUGCGCUGGGCUGUCCAUACGAGGGAAGCAUUAUGCCGCAAAAAGUGACAGAACAGGUGUCUAAGAGACUGUACGGUAUGGGCUGCUAUGAGAUCGCCCUGGGAGACACGACCGGAGUGGGCACUCCGGGAAGCAUGAAGAGGAUGCUGGAGAGUGUCAUGAAAGAAAUCCCGCCAGCUGCACUUGCGGUUCACUGUCACGACACGUACGGACAAGCCCUGGCAAACAUCCUCACAGCCCUGCAGAUGGGGAUUAACGUGGUGGACUCUUCCGUGUCGGGAUUAGGUGGCUGUCCUUAUGCGAAAGGUGCCUCUGGGAAUGUAGCCACCGAGGAUUUAAUAUACAUGCUUCAUGGCCUGGGGGUUGAUACAGGUGUGAAUCUCUGCAAAGUGAUGGAAGCUGGUGACUUUAUUUGCAAAGCUGUGAAUAAAACUACAAACUCUAAAGUAGCACAAGCAUCUUUCAAUGCUUGACUUGAAUAUAUUUAUGACCUAAAAUUGAGAUGACCCAUAUCAGCUACAUAGAUUCACCUGGAAAUCAAUGCUAACUUAUUCUGAAACAUGAAUAGACAAGAGUGGAAAAAGAAGACGUUGCUAUCAAGAUUUCUCCUGGAUAGAGGCCAGGGCUAUAGCUCAUCCGUGCAGUGCCUGCCUGACAAGCCCAAGGUCCUGAGUUCGACUCCCUCCCGGUGCCAAAAAAAAAAAAGAUUUCUCCUGGACAGGCUGUGAAGUCAGUGGGAAGCAGUAGCAGCUAUUGGGCAAAUUGCAAACUGAGAUAAAUAACAAAACUUGUCGACAUUUUUUUGAACUGGAAGUACAAGUCUACUCUUCUGGUCUCCUAGAAAUAUCCCUUUAAUUUAGUAUAUGUAAAAAUUGACAUCAGACUUCCGUAAGUAUCAGAUGUGUGUUGCUGGUUAAUCCGGCUAGCUGAGCGGGGCACACAGUGGUGGCAGUUUACGAGCCCUGCACAGUGCACCAAGUGUGUGGCCUUGGCACUCUGCGUCGACUCCGGCUCUCGAUUUCCCGUUUGCCAAGUCAGUUAGCUUGUGGACCAAGAGCCAAAGCUCCAGCUGACCCUACACAAUUGUUAGCAGUAGAGCUUUUAUAUUUCAAGUGUGGCUAACAUCUGUUAACUAUUUCGAUGGCUUUAUCUCAUUCCAAGAGGCUGUGGUCGAUGGCAAGACACCAUACCCUGGAAACACAUUACGACCUCCUAUGUUUGCUGCAUGCCUCCAGUUUGCCAUACUUUAUCUUUCAUCAGUUACAGACACAUGAGAUCCAGCGUGCUAUCCUCCAUUCCUGAGAAAUUGCAAGGUAUGGUUUUUGUCCAGAUGUCUAAACUGUGGUGAUGAGAACAGGUUGAUAUAUGGAGCGUAAUCUACUUCAUAAUUUCAGUUCUCUUCCAAAUUGCCCAAGAAAAUGUUAUUCAGCUCCUAAGAACAUCAAGAUAAUUUUCAAUUCAUGAAAUAAGCUGUUUUCUAUUGAUUUAUGGUACAGUACUUCGAUCACAUCACAUCAUUUUUGGUAGACUGUUUUAAAGAUCAUUUUUUAAGAUGAAAUGGUGGAAAUUUUGUCUACUGCACUGGAAAGUGAUUCCAGAGAUAACAAAAGACUAAUACAUCAAAGACUGAGAAGAGGUAAAAAGAGGUCUGUGUCAAGAAAAAUGUUUCUGUAAUUUAUGCAAAUCAUAUAUGUGGAUCUAGAAUGUCAGUUCUAUUAUUUAUAUAGGCUUCUUGAAUAAUACUUGGUGAUCUUAUCUUUGGAUAAACUUUAAUAUAAACUCGAAUGCAAAAGUGAAUACUGUGAACUUCCUAGGAAAUAGUCUUCAAAACCAUUAAAAUAAAAAGAAAUUCAAAACACAAGUA
This is a messenger RNA of Chinchilla lanigera (long-tailed chinchilla), 2380 nucleotides long. It is a transcript of the gene Hmgcll1, whose product is annotated as 3-hydroxymethyl-3-methylglutaryl-CoA lyase-like 1. Gene Ontology annotation, biological process: L-leucine catabolic process; ketone body biosynthetic process. Gene Ontology annotation, molecular function: hydroxymethylglutaryl-CoA lyase activity. NCBI's taxonomy places the organism in Eukaryota, Metazoa, Chordata, Mammalia, Rodentia, Chinchillidae. The record is from RefSeq and is a predicted model, not a curated record. The transcript has 9 exons. The coding region runs from base 261 to 989 and encodes 242 amino acids. Gene Ontology annotation, cellular component: endoplasmic reticulum; cytosol.